CGUGUUUGCUCAAUGUCAUUUCAUAUUGCCUUUUGAUUUCUCUUCCAGAGGAGCUUCGAAGGAUCCGUUCUGAAUUUGUGGAGGGAGUCUCAGGCCCAGUUAUCAAAGGUCUCGUGGAUGACCUUUGGCAGCAGAAGGUGUUAAGUACUGAGGAACAGGACUACGUGAUUGAGGACCAGAAGGGCAAAGCAGACCAAGCACGUCGUCUGAUCGACAUGGUGAUGGGGAAAGGGGAGAGAGCAAGUCAAGCGAUGAUUGAUAGUAUGAAGAAGAGGGACCAACACUUAUGCUACACCCUGGAUCUGAUCUCUUCUCUUGCUGGUGUGGAAUCUGCUGCUGUCGAGUGCCAACAAAAAAUCAAGUCUAAUUUAAAGAUUAAGUUAUGUUGUGUGUUCGAGGGAAUCGCUAAAGCAGGACAUCCACAACCUCUGAAUGACAUCUAUAUAGAGCUCUUCAUCACUGAGAGAGGCAGUGGAGAGGUCAACAAGGAACAUGAAGUCACACUGAUUGAAAAAGCUUCCAGGACACCAGUCCAGGAGCAAACACCAAUCAGAUGUGGAGACAUCUUUAAACCCUUACCUCGAAAAGGUAUAUCAAACAGGAACAUUUUGACAACUGGAGUGGCCGGCAUUGGUAAAACCAUCUUAACACAUAAGUUAACUCUGGACUGGGCUGAAGGCAACGCCAACCAAGACAUAGACUUCACGUUUCUCUUAACUUUCAGAAAGCUGAGUUUACUAACAAAGAAAGAGUAUAGCUUAGUGGAACUUAUUCAUCACUUCUUUAGUGAGACUAAAGAUGCAGAAAUUUGCAGAUACGACCUGUUCCAAGUUGUCUUCAUCUUAGAUGGUCUAGAUGAGUUUCGAAUUCCUCUGGACUUCGAGCGCACCCCAAUCUUGACUGAUGUCACAAAGUCCACCACGGUAGACGUGCUGCUGACGAACCUCAUCAGGGGCGAACUGCUUCCCUCUGCUCGCAUCUGGAUAACCACACGCCCUGCGGCAGCCAAUCAGAUCCCUGAUGACUGUGUUCACAUGGUGACAGAGGUGAGAGGGUUCACCAACCAACAGAAGGAGGAGUACUUCAGGAAGAGAUUCAGAGACAAGGCACUGGCCAGCAAAAUCAUCUCUCACAUAAAAAAAUCACGAAGCCUCCAAAUCAUGUGUCACAUUCCAGUCUUCUGUUGGAUCAUUGCUACAGUUCUGGAGAACAUCUUAAAAAAAACCCAGAAAGUAGAAGAGAUGCCCAAGACCUUGACUCAGAUGUACAGCCACUUCCUGAGGGUUCAGUCCAAACAAGCGGACAGGAAGUAUCGUUCGAUAGAUGAAAAAGAUCCACUGUGGAGUUCAGAGAGCAAGGAUAUCAUUUUUAAACUGGGAGAACUGGCUUUUAACCAGCUGGUGAAAGGCAACCUGAUCUUCUACGAGGAAGACUUGGCAGACUGUGGCAUCGACAUCAAAGCAGCCUCAGUGUACUCAGGAGUGUUCACCCAGAUAUUUAAAGAGGAGUGUGUUCUGUACCAGGACAAGGUGUUCUGCUUUGUCCAUCUGAGCCUCCAGGAGUUUCUGGCUGCCCUUUAUGUCUUUCUGGCCUUCAUCAAAGAUGGUGUCAAUCUGCUCUCAGAAAAACCACCCAACUCUGGGGAAGAUAAACUCCUCCUCCUCUACCAGAGGGCUGUGGACAAGGCCUUACAGAGUAAGAACGGACAACUGGACUUGUUCCUCCGCUUCCUUCUGGGCCUCUCUCUGGAGACCAAUCAGAUUGUCCUACGAGGUCUGCUGGAACCGACAGGAACGAGCUCACUGACCAAUACAAAAACAGUGUCUUACAUCAAGGUGAAGAUAGGUGGAUAUCUCUCUCCAGAGAGAAGCAUCAACCUGUUCCACUGUCUGAAUGAGCUGAACGACCGUUCUCUAGUGAAGGAGAUCGAACAUUACCUGACAUCAGGAAGUCUCUCCGAAGAAUCUCUCUCCCCUGCUCAGUGGUCAGCUCUGGUCUUCAUCUUACUGACAUCAGAAGAGGAGCUGGACGUGUUUGACCUGAAGAAAUACUCUGCUUCAGAGAAGGGUCUUCUGAGGCUGCUGCCAGUGGAGAGAUGCUGUGAAGCUCUGGCCUCAGUUCUCAGCUCCAGCUCUAGUCUGAGAGAGCUGGACCUGAGUACCAAUGAUCUGAAGGAUUCACGAGUGAAGCUGCUCUCUGCUGGACUGGGGAGUCCACACUGUACACUGGAAACUCUCAGGCUCAAUGGCUGUCAUCUGUCAGAGAGAUGCUGUGAAGCUCUGGCCUCAGUUCUCAGCUCCAGCUCUAGUCUGAGAGAGCUGGAGCUGAGUACCAAUGAUCUACAGGAUUCAGGAGUGAAGCUGCUCUCUGCUGGACUGGGGAGUCCACACUGUACACUGGAAACUCUCAGGCUCAAUGGCUGUCUUCUGUCAGAGAGAUGCUGUGAAGCUCUGGCCUCAGUUCUUAGCUCCAGCUCUAGUCUGAGAGAGCUGGACCUGAGUACCAAUGAUCUGAAGGAUUCAGGAGUGAAGCUGCUCUCUGCUGGACUGGGGAGUCCACACUGUACACUGGAAACUCUCAGGAUCAAUGGCUGUCAUCUGUCAGAGAGAUGCUGUGAAGCUCUGGCCUCAGUUCUCAGCUCCAACUCCUCUAGUCUGAGAGAGCUGGAGCUGAGUUCCAAUAAUCUACAGGAUUCAGGAGUGAAGGUGCUCUCUGCUGGACUGGGGAGUCCA
Molecule: messenger RNA, 2732 nt
Organism: Gadus morhua (Atlantic cod)
Lineage: Eukaryota; Metazoa; Chordata; Actinopteri; Gadiformes; Gadidae
Product: NACHT, LRR and PYD domains-containing protein 3-like
Exons: 6
Molecular function (GO): protein binding
Source: RefSeq, a predicted model, not a curated record